This is a messenger RNA of Onychostoma macrolepis, 3679 nucleotides long. Its product is annotated as cystine/glutamate transporter. The record is from RefSeq and is a predicted model, not a curated record. The transcript has 12 exons. Gene Ontology annotation, biological process: amino acid transmembrane transport. Gene Ontology annotation, molecular function: L-amino acid transmembrane transporter activity. The coding region runs from base 1356 to 2600 and encodes 414 amino acids. Gene Ontology annotation, cellular component: membrane. Lineage: Eukaryota; Metazoa; Chordata; Actinopteri; Cypriniformes; Cyprinidae.
GUCUCUUAUGCUCAACCAAGGCUGCAUUUAUUUGAAAAUGCUGUAAAAACAGUAAUAUUGUGAAUUAUUAAUUACAUUUAAAAUAACUGUUUUGUUUCAAUAUACUAUUAGAAUGUCAUUUAUUCCUGAGAUGCAAAGCUGAAUUUUAAGCACACUGUAAAAAAAAAAAAUCCCAUAAAAUGUACAGCUGUGGUUGCCAGAAUUUUACCGUAAAAAAUACGGUAGCAACAUUUUAGGGUUUACGGAUUUAACUUAAAAUUACAAUUGAAACCUGUGUCUCUUUUACUGAUGUAAUGUUAAUAUACCAACCUAUUAAAGUUCUGAAAUCUGUUUUGUACCUACACUGAUAACCAUCAAAAUCAGGUGGUGAUGAGAAAGUCACAUGAUGAACCAAAGUUCACCACACGCAGCUUUUCCACAAGCUGAGAAGGCCAAUACUAAUAUAGAUAUAUAUAGAAGGUGCACAGUGUCAUUCACACAAACACUAAACACCAUCAUGGUGAGACUCAUUAAACUGAAAUAUGCAAUAAACAUUAGUUUAACAACAUUAGAUGUAACAUACAACGCUAAUAAACAUAACUGAUAAGAAAAAACCAAGAAACAUAGUUAUUUCAAAGAAAAGACAUCAAAUUUGAAAUGCAAUGCAGGGAAUUCUGGGAACGUCAAGUUUUUUUCCUGUAAAUUCUUUUUCACUUCCAAAAACAGUAUUUUACCAUAAAAUUGUCUGAAAUGUCUAUUACAGUUUUUCACUGUAUAUAUUUACAGUAUAUAUAUAUAUAUAUAUAUAGUAUAUAUACUUACCAUUAACCAUUUAACAGGUUUUUACUGUAGCAUUUUCACAGUUUUGUACUGUUAAAAUCACAGUCAUUUUUUACAGUGCAUCAUUACUCCAGUCUUCGGUGUCACAUGCUCCUUCAGAAAUUCUGAUAAUUUUAUCAACAUCAGUGUUGAAAACACUGCUUAAUAUUUUACACUACUAUUCAAAAGUUUGGGAUAAGUAAGAUUUACAAGACACAUAGACCUAAUUGAUCAAAAGUGAUAGGCUAUUUAUAAUAUUAUAAAAUAUUUAUAUUUCAAAUAAAUGUUGAAAAAAAGUAUCUGUCAGGGUUAUGUCUUGUUUAGUUGGAUUUUAGUUCUUGCAUCUUGAUUUCAUGUUUAGUCUUUUAGUUUAGCCUUUAACAUGCCUUUCCUUAGUUACUGAUUACGUACACCUGUCUAUCAUUAAUCACCCAAAAAUUUAAAUUCUGUCAUCAUUUUCUCACCCUCAAGUUGUUCCAAACCUGUAUAAGCUUCUGUCUUAUUCUGAACACAAAAGAAGAUAUUUUGAAGAAUGAUGGUAACCAAACAGCUGACGCAUGUUCUCCUCAGGUGCUUUAUGCUAUGCUGAGCUGGGCACGAGCUUUAGAAAAUCAGGCGGUCAUUACACUUACCUGUUGGAGACCCUGGGGCCCCUGCCUGCCUUCCUGCGACUGUGGACUGAGUUCAUAUUCAUCAGACCUGCAGUGGCCACGUACGUGUCUCUGGCUUUUGGCCAGUAUGUUGUAGAGCCGUUAUUCAUGCCGUGUGCUGCUCCAACAGUUCUGGUCAAACUCGUCAGCAUGCUGGGAGUCACGUUUGUGGUUGCAGUGAAUUGCUGGAGUGUGACAAUGGCAGCUCGUACACAGGUCUUACUGACCUUCAUCAAGAUGUUUGCUCUGAUUCUGAUCAUCAUCCCAGGCAUCAUUGCUCUGGUCAAUGGGAAAACUGAAAAUUUCCAGAAUGCCUUUGUCUCAGAUUCUUUAUCUCUGUCCAAACUGCCUCUGGCCUUUUAUUCAGGUCUGUAUGCAUAUGGUGGAUGGUUUUAUUUAAAUUUCAUAACUGAAGAGGUAAUUAAUCCAAACAGAACCAUUCCAUUGGCCAUCACUUUGUCUAUGGUGACUGUUACCGUUUUUUACGUGCUGGUCAACGUGGCUUACUACACCAUGAUGACCGCAAAUGAGUUACUGAUGUCAGAUGCCGUGGCAGUGACAUUUGCAAGUCGGGCUCUGCAGGGUGUAGCUCCAGCAAUACCAGUAUUAGUCGCUCUUUCCUGCCUUGGAGCACUUAAUGGAGGAUUUUUUAGUUCACCCAGAAUGUUGUUUGUGGGAGCCAGAGAGGGUCACUUACCGGGCAUCUUCUCCAUGAUCCAUAUCCACAGACAAACACCACUGCCAGCUGUGCUAUGUCUGUAUCCUCUGGUGAUCAUCAUGAUGGUGAGAGGAGAGAUCUUUCAACUGAUCAACUUUGCAUCCUUCUCCCGUUGGCUCUUCAUCGCUUUGGCCACCUUAGGAAUGAUCAUCCACCGCUACAGAUUUCCAGAUCAUCCCAGACCAUUCAAGGUCCCUCUAGCAGUUGCGGUGAUCUUUACCAUAGUGUGUUUCUUCAUCGUGGGCCUGUCCUUGUAUUCGGACCCCUGGAAUACAGGCGGCAGCUGUGCCCUCACAUUAUCAGGAGUACCUGUGUAUUACCUGACAAUCAAGAAGUCAUACAUACCCGAACGCUGGAAAAAAGCCUUCAAUUAUUUAAGCCUACAUGUGCAGAUAUUCCUGGAAGUGGCUCAGCAGGAAGUUCAGACCUACUGAUGGAGCUUCACCAAACUACAGACCUGCGUGUUGCAAAGGGCAUCAAAGUUAAUUUUAGUGGUGUUUGCUAUUACUAUUAGCCCUAACCACCCUAGCAUCCUUGCACCCUAUCCAUUAGUGCAAGCAUCACUUACAUUUUCAUCUAGUUUAUAUUCACAUCAAAGACAGGACUAUGUCCUGGGAAGUCAUGCUGUUGGGUUUAAGGGAUAGUUCACUCAAAAAUGAAUAUUCUGUCAGAAUUUACUCACUAUCGUGUCAUUCCAAAUCUAUUAGACUUCGGUUAAUCUCACAAAACAUAAACGAAGAUACUUUUAAUGAGAUCUGAGAUUUUUUUGUUCCUCCACUGAACAUCAAGGUAACCAAAUCUUAGAAGAUCCAAAAAUGUCUUAAAAUAAAUUAAUAUAAAUCAAGCAGUUUAAUGUUCAUUUGAUGAACUAUCCCUUUAGGGCUAUUUUAUAAUAAUUCACCAAUGUGUUUAUAUAAAGUAUCCCUUUAUUCUCAAAAAGUAAGUACAACAGGAAGAGAAGCCAAAUUGUAUGCUUUGUUGGAAAUGACAAUCGGUGUUUCUGGUUAAAGCCUGUUACAUCAGUAAAAUGCCAAGUAGAUAACUUUCAUAUUUCAAUACAGUCUUCAAAAAUAGUACAAAAGACAUCCUAUUAUGGUUCUUUCAAUGGCAAAGGGUCUGAAUGGGACAUUUGUUUUUGUAUCAUCAAAAUGUUUGCCGUUGAGAAAAGUUAAAGUUGAUUAUUAUUACAUGACUUUGAAUUCUUACAGAAACCAAGUAUCAAGGCACUUGACAGAUUUUUAAAUGUCUGUGCAUCAAUGUACUAUUAUUAGUAAAUAGUACUUAGUAAUGCUCGUGUAACAUCUUAACACCAAAAAUCUGUCAACCGUUUAGUUUUUGUAUGUUUUUAUGACAUCUUGGUGUUUUUACAUUGGAAGAAUGCAAUGCAAUAUAUCAUGAAUUAACACAGCUACAUAUUGAUGGUAGUCUUCUAAGCAUAUAUGAACUCUGUGCAUGCUCACUAAUUACUCUACAUAUGCAAAUGAACAUUAAAAGCUUUGUAAUACACCACAAA